UCCGAACCAAAAGGCAGCAGUUGCCUGUACCUGAGUCCGUGCGAGCACCAUGGCUUCGUCCACCACCGCCGCCGGCCGCCAUUUUUGCUUCCUUCUCGCGCUUCUCCUCCUCUCCGCCACCGCCCACGGGCAGCUCUCGAAGACGUUCUACGCCGCGAGCUGCCCGCCGCUGGAUCAAAUCGUUAGGGACGAGGUGUCCCGCGCCUUGUUCAGGGACCCGCCGCCCCUCGGCGGGCGCCGGAUGGGCGCCUCCCUCCUCCGGCUCUUCUUCCACGACUGCUUCGUGCAGGGCUGCGACGCCUCGGUUCUCCUGGACGUGGACGUGACCAAGGGCAUACUCCUCAGCGAGAAGGAUGCCGGGCCCAACGCCAACUCCCUCCGCGGCUUCGAGGUCGUCGACGCCAUCAAGUCCCAGGUCGAGGCCGCCUGCCCCGGCGUUGUCUCCUGCGCUGACAUCCUCGCCCUCGCCACCCGGGAAGCCGUCGUUGCCCUCAACGGAACGACAUGGCCGUUGCUGCUAGGCCGGCGCGACUCCAGGACGGCGAACCAGAGCCAAGCGAACAGCGACCUCCCGUCGCCGGGCUCCAACCUCGACACGCUCAUCGCGGCGUUCGCCAGGAAGGGCUUCACCGCGACGGAGCUGGUGGCGCUCUCCGGCGCGCACACCGUCGGCCUGGCGCACUGCGUGAACGUCGACCAGAGCCAGAUGCAGAGGUGCCGGGUGCCCACCGCGGACGGCCUCAUGGCGGCGCUCGAUGACCAGACGCCCGAGAGGUUUGACAGCGCCUACUACGACAAGCUGGGCAAGCGCGGCCUGCUGCGCUCCGACCGGGUGCUCACGAGCCGCCCCGACCUGGACGCGCAAGUGCGGAGCUACAGCGCGAGCGAGGCCGCCUUCUUCGCCGACUUCGCCAGCGCGAUGAAGAAGAUGUCGGAGGUGGGCGUCCUCACCGGAGCCAAUGGCGAGGUCAGGGCCUACUGCAGGAGGAUCAACUAGCUGUAUGCUGCCGUGAACCGGCGGUAUGCUGCAUGCGAUAUACACAAUCAUCUGGUGUUCGAGCCUAUCAUCAUUCAUGCAUGUCUUUCUUUUUUGUCUAAAUCGAUCGGUGGUCUCUGAUUAAGGUUGGUUUUGUGGGUGUGCAACGUUUUGUUUCUUCCUUUUCAUGAAAACUAGCAAGGUCACCCGUGCAAAUAACGUGGGUAGCUAGUUGUUUUCCAUACUAACGUUUGGCAAAAAAAAAAAUGUUACCCUUGGGGCUGACUUCUGGAGUGAGGAAGACAAAAUCACUGCCGAGGAGAAUGAGCUGUUGGAGGCUCCUUUCUCUGUUAAAGAAAUCAAGGAAGCAGUUUUUCAUCUUA
This is a messenger RNA of Panicum hallii, 1359 nucleotides long. RefSeq names its product cationic peroxidase 1-like. Gene Ontology annotation, biological process: hydrogen peroxide catabolic process; response to oxidative stress. The coding region runs from base 50 to 997 and encodes 315 amino acids. The record is from RefSeq and is a predicted model, not a curated record. Gene Ontology annotation, molecular function: heme binding; peroxidase activity. NCBI's taxonomy places the organism in Eukaryota, Viridiplantae, Streptophyta, Magnoliopsida, Poales, Poaceae. The transcript has 2 exons.